CCCGGUAUCUUGGAAACAAUCAGAAAAAAUCAUUGUUACAAAUCAAAUAUUUCCAGAAAAAGAUUGCGGAGAAAUGACUUGAAAACUACGUAAAUAUGCCGCCAACGCUAACGAACAGAGAAUUGAAAAAUAAAACAACUGGCAUCGACAUCAUUGUGCCAGAAUAUCAGAUCAUUCCUGGAAAGAUUGUGAACACGGUUCUCUAUCAUGUCAUUGUGAUCACUCGGCUUUUUUAUUUCAAAACAAGGCAGCACAAGGAGUCCGACUUGGUACAGUUUGCGGUCGCAAAAAAGUACGAGGAAGUCGAGGACUUGCAUACAAAACUCGCCGCCAAAUUUCCCAGCGUAAAUUUCCCCUCCCUGCCAAAAAUGUCGCUCAUCGUGACGGAAAAAACGCUCAACGAACGAAAGAAAUUCUUGGAACAGUUGCUCAGCCUGAUCGCCCGCACACCAAAGCUCUGCAGUAGUUCGCCUGUUUUGAAUUUCCUCGAGGUGAACAAAAUCAGCAUAAAACAGAAUCAGCUGCAAGUCCCGGAACAGGAUAAGAAAAAGGAAGAAGAGAAAGAAGAAACUACAGGUAAAACAGAAGAUGAACGCGAUAUUUUUGGCGUGACACAAUACGAAGGGUCUGAUAACGAGAGCGAUUCAAGCAGUGACCAAGAAGAUCUCGAUACUGUGGACAUGAAAAGACCCGUUGAUAAAAAACCAAAACCAAGUGACCCUUUAGCAGGGACAAGUGAUCCAUUAUCAGCGUCUUUUGACCAACAGCCGAGUUCAAGCGAUUCUCAGACGGCAAAUUCGACAACACCUGAAAAAGAACAACCGUCAGAUGCCUUCCUAAAAUCAGGCGGGAAGUUUUCCUUUGGUAGUCAUGAUACUAACGAGAGUGUCAUCAGUGAUUUGUUUAUCCCAGACGAAGCGAAAAUAUCCGGUGAUGUUAAGCUGUUUGUUAGCGAUGAUGAUCCUGAUUUGCUACAAAUCGACGAUGAUAUUGACAAGCUACUAAACUUUUCCAAGAAACCAGUGAAAGUUCCACCAAGUCCCAAGCCCCGCGCGCCAACGAAACCCGACCUUAAACCGCGCCCUACGCCGAAGCCCAGGUUUGCUGAGUCAACCGACGAUACUGAUUUCCUGACUAAACCUGAUAAACCAGUCAAACCUGAUAAACCAGUCAAACCUGACAAACCGGUUAAACCUGGAAAACCGGUCAAACCUGUUAAACCUGAAAAGGCGGUAAAACCUGAGAGUUUUCCCAAACCUGAAAAACCAGUCAAACCUGAGAAACCGGCCAAACCUGAAAAACCAGUCAAACCAGAUCAGAAAAAACCUGACAUACCUGUUAAAACCGCCGCACCACCCAAGCCUAAGCCGAGAAAUAGACCAAAGGCUCCUUCAGACGAAAAGGCUCAAGAAACACCGAAGACUAAAGACGUUACUUCAAGGUCGAAGACAAAGUCAGAUGGUCUUGAUGAUAUUUUUGGUAAUUCUUCGAAAAAAGCAGAUCUGUUUAGUGGAAUUGAUGAUGACGAAGAAGAUCUUUUCAAGCCAGCCGUUGAAGUGGAAGACAUUGACGAUAUCACGAAAUAUAUUGAAAGCAAUAUAGGAAAAGUUGACAGUCAGGAAGUGGAUUUGUUUUCUUGAUUUCAUGUUCAAUUUUCCUUUCACUAACCAAAUCUUUUGCUGUCC
Dendronephthya gigantea is the source of this 1685-nucleotide messenger RNA. RefSeq names its product HCLS1-binding protein 3-like. Gene Ontology annotation, molecular function: phosphatidylinositol binding. Lineage: Eukaryota; Metazoa; Cnidaria; Anthozoa; Malacalcyonacea; Nephtheidae. The transcript is spliced from 6 exons. The coding region runs from base 96 to 1640 and encodes 514 amino acids. The record is from RefSeq and is a predicted model, not a curated record.